UAUCACGUGCAGUUUCCCGUCUUUUUCCAAAAUGUUUUGAUUCUAUAAAUCGUAUUUCUUAAUACCGAUUUGAUUUGCAUUAUUCUUAAUAAGUAUAUUUCAUACUUUCAUAGUUUAUACUUUAUUUGUUUUACUUUUGUCUUUCACGUCGGGCAGGCCAACAGCCAGUGCGUACUAUUGGAAUAGAGCGCGUCACAAAGGUUUCUCAAACGCAAUCAUGAAAUUAGUCAAAUUUUUGAUGAAACUCAGUCAUGAAACUGUGACAUUAGAACUUAAAAAUGGCACUAGUGUUCAUGGCACUAUUACAGGUGUUGAUGUAGCAAUGAACACUCACCUUAAGGCUGUUAAAAUGACUGUUAGAAACCAACAACCUAUACAUUAUGAAACUCUCAGUAUUCGAGGUAACAACAUUCGGUACUACAUUUUACCUGACUCUCUUACUCUUGAAACCCUAUUAGUCGAUGAUGCUCCUAAAUCACGAAUGAACCGUGGUGGACGAGGAGGUCGUGGAGGGCCAGGAAGAGGUGGUCGUGGACGUGGUGGUCCAAGAGGACGAGGAGGUCGUGGGGGGCCACGUGGAAGCGGUGGUGGACGUGGGCGUGGUGGUCCACCUCGGCGUUAAUACUUGCAUAAAUUCAAUUUGAAAUCAAACUUGUGUAUUUUCAAAUUUGUAUGUGUAUUGGUCUUUUUUAAAAAUAUUUAAACUUUAUUUAUCAAGUUUUAUAAUAAAUUGUCCUAUAUAUUUAA
Molecule: messenger RNA, 747 nt
Organism: Rhopalosiphum padi (bird cherry-oat aphid)
Lineage: Eukaryota; Metazoa; Arthropoda; Insecta; Hemiptera; Aphididae
Product: probable small nuclear ribonucleoprotein Sm D1
Exons: 4
Coding region: 218-622 (134 amino acids)
Biological process (GO): spliceosomal snRNP assembly; RNA processing
Cellular component (GO): spliceosomal tri-snRNP complex; pICln-Sm protein complex; SMN-Sm protein complex
Molecular function (GO): RNA binding
Source: RefSeq, a predicted model, not a curated record